Messenger RNA from Plasmodium inui San Antonio 1, 516 nucleotides. RefSeq lists its product as hypothetical. The coding region runs from base 1 to 516 and encodes 171 amino acids. The record is from RefSeq and is a predicted model, not a curated record. NCBI's taxonomy places the organism in Eukaryota, Apicomplexa, Aconoidasida, Haemosporida, Plasmodiidae. The transcript has 4 exons.
AUGGACCACCACAACAGACCCCAGAAAUUAAAUCAAAGAGGAAGCAGGAAAAGAACAAAAUCCUCCAGCAGCCACAGCAGAAAGAGCACAAUCAGGGAAGGGAAAAAUCAAAAAUACGUUAAAUAUCCCCACAGCACACCCCCAACCCUCCAAAAACCAAAUAAGAGGCAGACACCCAUGUCAAACAAGAGGGCUGAUCAGGAAAAUUUAAAACUGGCGGAACUUCAACAACAGAAGAGAAAGAACUCACUGAAAAAUGAGAUUAGAGACCAAACAAGUCAAACCAACCAGAAGGAACAAGACCCAACAACUAAUCCCAAUUUAGACGCUGAUGAUAACAAGGAAAAAUCUGCUAAUAACAGUAGAAGCCCCCAAAGGAUUGGAAAUUACAUGAUACAAGGAGAAACAGAAAGCAAAAAAUUAAAUCAAACAUCCGCAAGCGAGACACACCAGCGAAAUAACCAAAUGAACAACAGGGGACCGCUUAUAGAUCCAGGACACGCCGACAAAAGAUAG